ACUGAGAUGAGAUUUUUAUUGUUUCUGGAAGAUGCAAAUAUAACAGCAUGAAUUCAGCUGGAAAAUGGAGGCUUUAGUAGGACUGAAAGCAAGCAGAGAGGCUGUAGUCUGAGGACUUGCUUUAGGUAGGACUUGUCUCACUGGCAGUUCUGUGCCUGGGAGUGGCAGUGGCUUUGUAGACCUUAGCAAGCCCCCACUGGAGUGGCACUGUUCUCAGAUGUGGAGGUCUGAGUGACAUGCUUAUGUGGCUAAAAGAAGAAGAAAUGUCAUUGCAGGAGCUUACUCAGAGACUGGCCAAUGUCAUCACCCAUGUCGAUGAAAUCAUGCAGCAGGAGGUUCGCCCUCUGCUUGCCGUGGACAUCAUUGAACAACUUCACCGACAGUUUGCUCUCCUAUCAGGAGGAAGAGGAAAAGAUGGAGCACCAAUCAUAACAUUUCCAGAAUACCCAGGUUUUAAUGACCUUCCUGACGAAGACUUCUUAAAUGUUAUCACCUACCUUACUAGUAUUCCAAGCCUGGAAGCUGCAAGUAUUGGAUUCAUCAUCAUCAUAGACAGACGUAAAGACAAAUGGAGCACAGUAAAAUCAUCACUGACUCGAAUAGCUGGAGCAUUUCCAGGGAAUCUUCAGCUGGUAUUUGUGCUGCGGCCAUCCCGCUUCAUUCAGAGAGCCAUUGCUGAUAUUGGUAUUAUGCUACACCGUGAUGACUUUAAAAUGAAGGUACCGAUUGUUAUGCUGAAUUCAGAGUCCGACUUACAUGGAUAUAUUGACAAAAGCCAGCUUACUCGAGAGCUUGGUGGUUGUAUGGAAUACUGCCACAGUCAGUGGAUUCACCAUCGAACUGCCAUUGAAAAUUUUGCACUUACAGUCAAAACCACAGCCCAGAUGUUGCAAGCCUUCGGGAUUGAACUAGCUGAAACAGAGCUUCCCAAUGAUGUACAGUGCACAGAAGCUCUUCUUGUAGUGCAUACUGACAGACAAGACAAACUAAAGGUGGAACUCAACACAGCACUGAAACAGGGGACCACACUAUUGACCUGUAUUAGGGAGCCUGUGACCAGAGAACCUAACUACAGUCUUAAUCUUGAUGAGCGGGAAAAUGUUGCUACUGCUGAAAGGUUACUGGUCCAACUGGAUGAAACAGCAAAUGCAUUUGAACAGUUCUGGGCUAAACACUACCUCAAACUUGAACAGUGUCUAAAGCUGCGACAUUUUGAACAAGACUUCCGAAAGGUAAUGCUGUCCUUGGAUAAUCUGAUGGAGACCCAGGCAGCCUUGUCUAAUACCGCUGACAGCGUCCUUCGAGUUGAGCAGCUACUGAAGGAACUCAAAGAGUUGGAACAGAAGGGACAGGAGUCACUGGAGCAGGCACAGCAGCUCUCUGUAAAUGGAGAUCAGCUCAUCCAAAGCAAUCAUUACGCAGUUGACUCUAUCCUACCAAAGUGCAUCGAACUGCGUCGCAUAUGUGCUGAUUUUACCAAUGAGAACAAGAAGAAAUAUGACCUACUGGGAAAAUCAUUGGAACUGCACCGACAGCUUGACCAGGCUGCUGAGUGGUGUGAAGCAGGCAUCUACCUCCUGGCAUCUCAAGCAAUUGACAAAUGCCAAUCGCAAGAGGGUGCUGAAGCUGCACUGAAGGACCUUGAGAAGUUCAUGGAAACUGAGACUGACCAUGGACUUGGCAACCCAGUGGAAUUCUAUAUUCAGUAUGAGACCAUUAUGACCCCAGAUAUCAAGGAGCGUGUACAACGAGUCCUCCAGAAGCUACAAGAUGUACAUGAAAUGUUUGAGAAAAGACAAGGAAGUUUAAAAAAGUUGUCUGCUAAGCAAACCCGUCCUGUACAGUCUGUCGCUCCACAUCCUGAGUCAUCACCAAAGCGUGCCUCACCUAAAACAUCUACUCCCCCUGUUCCAGGCUCCACCCUAUUAGAUACGUCCCACAUAGCAGAUUUUACAGUUGCAGUUGGCAAUGAUUUUUCUGGGACUUCCUUGACAGCUUCUAAUAGAAUAGAGCUUGACAGUCCCUGUAUACCAACAUCUACAACAGAAGCUGAUAUAUCAAGAAAGAAGACUGUGAGGAAGACAAAGGCAGGCAUAAAGAUUGAAGUAAUGCACAAAGCUAGCCAAGGUGGGUCUACACGGGUCCUGGUAAUGAGUGAAAGUGAUGAAAACUUGUGUUCGAGGAGAAGUCACAUAAUGAAUGAACUGAUUGAGACAGAGAGGGCUUAUGUAGAAGAACUUCGGAGCAUCAUUGAGGGUUAUGCUUUUGAAUUGGACAACCCUGAAGUACUUCACCUGAUUCCGUCAGCGCUGCAAAACAAGAAAGAAGUCCUUUUUGGGAACUUACCAGAGAUAUAUGAAUUCCAUAAAAGAACCUUUCUGAAAGAACUAGAAAACUGUGCAGAAAACCCUGAAUUAAUUGGGAUAUGUUUUCUCAAGAGGAAAGAAGAGCUUCAGGUAUAUGAAAAAUACUGCCAAAAUAAACCGCGUUCUGAAGCACUCUGGAGACAAUGUGGAGAAAGCCUCUUCUUUCAGGAGUGCCAGAGGAAGCUGGAUCAUAAACUUUCUCUUGAUGCAUAUCUUUUAAAACCGGUCCAGAGGAUCACUAAAUAUCAGCUGCUUCUAAAGGAGAUGUUAAAAUGCAGCAAGAAGUCUGAUGGGACUGCUGAACUGGAGGAAGCUCUUUCUGCCAUGCUCAAUAUUGUCAAGUCUGUGAAUGACUCAAUGCACCAGAUUGCAAUCACUGGGUUUGAGGGAGACUUAAAUGAUCUUGGCAAGCUACUGAUGCAAGGAUCUUUCAACGUCUGGACAGAUCACAAAAAAGGUCACAACAAAGUAAAGGACCUGGCUCGAUUCAAGCCAAUGCAACGACACCUCUUUUUGUAUCCAAAGAUGCUACUUUUCUGCAAGAAGCGGGAAGAAACUAGUGAUGGCCAUGAGAAAACACCUUCUUACAGUUUCAAGCAUUCAUUAAAGAUGAGUGCUGUUGGAAUCACAGAAAACGUCAAGGGAGAUAACAAGAAAUUUGAGAUCUGGUACAAUGGAAGGGAAGAAGUGUACAUCAUUCAGGCAUCUUCAUCAGAGCAAAAGAACCUCUGGGUUUCUGAAAUUAGGAAAGUUUUAACUGGACAGCUGGAAGCCUGCAGAGAGGCAAGCCAACUGCAUCAGCGGAUCACAGAGAAUGUGUACCAUGCACCAAUGAGUUCAUCUGUCAGAUUCAGUCGGAGAUCAGGCAGCUUACUGCAUGAAGAGAACAGAUUGGAAUCUUCAAAUCCUAAUGUAAUUAACAGAAGGAAUGACUCCUCAAGUCCCACUUCCAGGCAAAUGAGAGCUGAUGCUUGUACCAGUCUUAACCUUGACCGCUCAUCUCUUGAUAAAAAGCGAUUCACAUUACAGGGUCUUUCUAAUCGCAGACCCUCACACAAAGAUGCUCAGUCAAAGAGAACCGAAGUUGUCACCCGCCGUUUCUCCUUAGCCUCGUCUGUCAGUGCUGCCGCUAUUACUCGAGCAAAAGGUCCCCUGGGCCCUGAUGUCAAAGCUAAAAGACAUGGAAUAAAGAGCGACCCAACCCCUCUGGGUUAUGAAGAUUCUUUUCCUGAUGCUUUGCCUGUGUCGUUUAAUCCCAACAACACUACAGUUAAAAGAACUGUGCGCAGAUCCACAUCCCACAUAGGCUGGACAAACAGACACAUUCCAUCGCUAGACACAUGUGAAGAUUUUGAAGUCAUUCCUUCAAGUGUUGAAGACCUUUCCACAUCCUCUGAUAUGGAAGAAGAAACAAACACAAGAAAUGAUGGCAGCUUCUUCCAAGCUGAGGUCAGUUAUGAAGCCCAGGUACCAGAAGCUCUUGCGCUGCAGAUUGGAGAUGUGGUACAGCUGCUUCAGGAAGGAGACAAUGGACAGUGGCUUGUAAGAAACCUGACUUCCCAGAAGAGUGGGUGGGUCCCUUCCACACUUCUACAGUCUGCUGGACAAGACAAUAAGUCUCUACAUAUUAAACGAAGUUCUGGUUCCUGCGGUGAGGUAUGCAGAGCUGGACAGUCAAGUUCAGUGGAGAAGGCAAAUGAGAUGGCAGGAAGCCUGUCAACAAAAAUGAAGGUUGGAAGCUGAAGUGUUAGCUUUGUUCUUGGUCCUCAACAGAGCUCUUUGCCUUGACUGAGUGAAGUCAUAGAGCUGUGAACUGCUUCCAUCAUACUGAUUCACUUCAGCUGGACGGCAUCACCGGACAAGGCAGACUCACAAGCCAUCAUUAAUAGAAGCAUGGGUUACAUCUGGCACUGACAGUUUAAUAUUAAUGUCUUAAAUUAUUUUGUACCAUAAAUGCCUAAAGUAAGUGACAGAGGAGUAUCUAUGCAGUUAAUGCCAGUUAUUUCUUUUGGAUGAUGGUUUGAAAGGAACAGAAUGCUAAGGUGCUUUUUGCUUUGAGUGGGAUCUGUUGCCGUGCCUUUUUGAUAUAAAUGCUACAUACAGUCUGCUGUUUAAGCACAGUAGCUCCACUGUCAUUCAUAAUUUUUAUAAAUGUGACCAUAUUGUCUUUCAUAUGAUACAGCUGUUGUUCAGGAAAUCUGAAAAAUGUUAGUACUUGGGAGCAUUAGGUGCACCAGGGCAUGGUCGCCUUUGUCUUUAGCAGAGGUUAGAGACAGGCUACUCUGAUAAGAAGUAAGCCAUUUUUUUCUUAAUUUGAAAACAAUAAAAUUUCCUACAAAAAUGUUCAACAGGAACACUUUAUGCAGCUUCUGGGGCUGACAGUUCCUUUAGUUUAACAUGAGAUCAGUUGCAUUUACCCAGGGUGUAUGUUGAAUCUUUACAUCUUAUAAUGAAGAGUUAUACCCCACUAGCUGUGAGAACCUAUAUUUCACUUUCAUAAAGCUCUGUAAGAUGUCAAAUUUUAAGUAAAAUUAGAUUAAACAAACAAUCCUUUAGUGUUUCAUGGAGCAUACAAAGUUGGAUUGUUAGAAACAAACGUUAAGCCAUAGUUAAAAUAUGUAAUACACUAAAUUUCAGUCCUAUUAAGUGAAAAAUAAAAUGUGUGAUGUAAUAACGUGUUUACCCUUUUUAUGAAAACUUUUUGGUAUUUUCAGCACUGUGGCAGUGCUAGCGUUAAAGUGUGCUGGAUACAACAUAUUUUUAUUCAGCUAUUCUUAUACCUGCUGCUCUACUGUAGAUUUUAGCUGCAUUCAUUUCAUAACAAAACUCCAGUGGUGUGAGUACUCAUCAUCUGUCUUUCGGCUUUUCCCAGUUAGCGGUCGCCACAGAGGAACUCCCAUCCGCUAAUGAUUGGC
Protopterus annectens (West African lungfish) is the source of this 5281-nucleotide messenger RNA. RefSeq names its product guanine nucleotide exchange factor DBS-like. Gene Ontology annotation, molecular function: protein binding; guanyl-nucleotide exchange factor activity. Gene Ontology annotation, biological process: intracellular signal transduction. Bases 237 to 4109 code for a protein of 1290 amino acids. NCBI's taxonomy places the organism in Eukaryota, Metazoa, Chordata, Ceratodontiformes, Protopteridae. Gene Ontology annotation, cellular component: cytoplasm. The transcript has 35 exons. The record is from RefSeq and is a predicted model, not a curated record.